CUUAACGUAGCCAGGCAAACAAGAAGUAGACGCCAUGGGCCUCGCUUUUCCUUGAAAGCGUGGAUAUGCAUGUGCCUUGUGGAGAAAGGUAAGCGUGUAUCUUGCGUGUCAUGAUAUGCUUUGCAUUCCUGGGACACACAUUAUUGUUCAACAAUCAACUGUGAGUCCAUGAUUGCCCACGCUCAGUGUACAUUGAGGCCGCAACACAGUGGGAUGCACUCUCACCCUUUGCCCAGAGGUGCGUCGAGUUGUUGACGGUGAAGAAACCGCUGCCCCAGAGCGUCCCGAAGCGUUUGGAUUUUCGUUUUGGCUUGGCCAGCAAACGGACAUGGAAAGUUUGGAAGCUCCCAUUUGCAUUGUAUAGGAUAACAGCAUGCCCUCCAAACCUCGAGUGGUUUUCGUAGAGCAUGUUUUUGCAGUUUUGGCAUACUUUCGAUACUGCACACCUCAGCACCGGACGGGCUUCAAAAAGUCCUGUUCCUGGCUUGGUUACUUUGCGAUUUUCCUUGCAUGACGCUUUUGUUAAAUCUCAAAAACCAUGAUCUAUACUAUACAACACUGUUUUCAUAGCCACUCACCAAACUCAGCCGGUACCAGAACUGUUGCCUUGUAGUUUCAAACAAAUGGAUCUCCUUCGCGGAUCGUUCCAACCGCCAUCUCUCUUCCGUCUUUCUGUGAAGCUUGAGUUGCGGAUUCCGUGGCAGGGGCUGGGCCAACACUUUGUGGACAUCAAAGUGCAGAUUGUGCAUGAUGUGCUGCAGCAACCCAACAGAUCCACUCAUCUAUUGCUGAGGAAGAAGACCAAGAGAUGUUGAAUCUCAUCACCAACUCCAUGAAUGCUAGUGCUCACCAAGCAGUUUUCCUAGUGCUGGGUUUGGGGAAUGAUGUUAUUCCUUGCGUGCCGCUUCUAAACAGAGCAAGCAAAAACAUCUUCAAACAACAUGGCGCGAGCACUUGGGCCACAAAAAGGACAUUUUUCGGGGGGCCCCGGGGUCCGGGAGGGUUGGGGUCUUUGAGGCUGGAUGAAAAUGAGUAGUCCCUGCUCAUACCAAACCUGGUAAGCUGUUUGCCGAGGCUUGAUUCUUUGAGUCACUGAGAGACUCUUAGAACUCAAGAGUGUUUGCCGAGCACAUGCCCUGGAAUCCUUUGGAUCUGCGAGGAGCAAGCCUGAAGAAACGUACUGCGCGAAUUGGCGACUUUGGUAAGCAGCAGCAAUGGGAGAUGGCUGUCCAAGUUAUGCAAGAUUUGCGAACGGAGUUAUUGCAACCAAGUACUUUCACCUACAGCUCGCUGGCCACAGCCUUCGUCAGAAGUGCACAGUGGGAAAGACCUCUCGAACUGCUUGGAGAGAUGCGCAGAGAGAAAGUUCGACCAGAUAUUCACUUCUUCAGCACACUCAUUUCGGCCUGUGGGGUUGGGCAGGAUUGGAUGGCAUCGUUGGCCCUUUUUUCCGACCUGAAGGCCAGCAGUCUUCAGCCAAGUCUGGUGGCGUACAAUGCGACCUUGAACGCUUGCUCCAAAGGAUAUGAGUGGGAGGCAGCAGUUCAUUUGUUUAGCAACAUGCCGUGUCAAAAGAUUCGACCCGAUCGGAUGACAUUCACAACCUGCAUCACAGCCCUUGGCAAAGCGUCGCUGUGGCAAGAAUCGCUGCGGCUGUUUGGGCAGAUGCAGCUGGACAUGACUGCUGACUUGGUGAGCAUGAGCUCAGUGAUCAAUGCAUGUGGCAAUGGUAUGAACUGGCAACUGUCCCUGAUCCUCUUGGACGAUUUGAAGAUCUAUGACCUCCGCCCUAAUGUGACAACAUAUGGAGCUGCUAUUGCAGCUUGUGAGAGUGGCAGCGCAUGGUCAAGAGCAGUGGAACUGUUGGGGCGAAUGCAGAGAGAUCAGUGCACUCCCAAUGCGAUAGCUCUAGGGGCGGCUCUGGUCGCUUGUCAGACCAGUAUGCAAUGGUCUCAGGCAACAAAAUUGAUGGAGAACUUCAGACUUUCUCAGACUACGCUUUCGCACAGAAGCUCUCAAGGCUCUCAGCUUGAAUGGUGCAAAAGGAUACACAUGAUCAGUGACACAGCUGCGAUGAAGGCGCUCGUUGCUGCAGAGAAUUGGGCGAGCGCCCUGCGAGUGUUUCUGCAGAUGCGGCAAGCCCAGUUGAAGCCAGAUGAACUAGCUUAUACUGUAGCGCUGAAUGCCUGCAGCAUCGGUGCCAAGUGGGAAAUGGCAUUAGCCUAUUCUCACGAGAUGCUGAGGCAAAAUGUCCCGUUGCGGAACGCUCAGCUGGCAGCCGCAGCAAGCGCUUGUAGAUCCAAUGGCAAAGAGAUGAAACUGAUACAGAUGUUGCGCGGAACAGCGACGGCUGGAAGAAAUCUGGGCUGGAUGCUGGACAAAAGGCGGUACAUCAGCACCAUUAGAAGGCUGCGCCCACUUUGAGAAAGCGUAUGGACUCAGAUGCCCGUGUGGCCUCCGUGAAAA
Messenger RNA from Durusdinium trenchii, 2466 nucleotides. The record is from the annotation of a GenBank genome assembly. Lineage: Eukaryota; Dinophyceae; Suessiales; Symbiodiniaceae.